This is a messenger RNA of Exophiala dermatitidis NIH/UT8656, 1659 nucleotides long. RefSeq names its product chromosome transmission fidelity protein 8. Bases 80 to 601 code for a protein of 173 amino acids. Lineage: Eukaryota; Fungi; Ascomycota; Eurotiomycetes; Chaetothyriales; Herpotrichiellaceae. Gene Ontology annotation, biological process: mitotic sister chromatid cohesion. The transcript has a single exon. The record is from RefSeq and is a predicted model, not a curated record. Gene Ontology annotation, cellular component: Ctf18 RFC-like complex.
AUGACAAGCAUGGCAUGGCUCGGAAGCAGAACAACACAUAAGCUACUAGUAAGCUAGGUACCUGUACCUAAUCCGCAAGAUGCCAGCUGUGCAGCUAUUCGCAACAUCAGCAUCCCAAAGCAAUACAGACUCGACAACCCCAAACCCGCUUCCGCCGAUUCUCCAUACCCCAUCUGGCCUCGCCAUAGUUGAGAUUCAAGGCACGAUCUAUGGCCCCUUUCAACAAUCAUUGGAGGAACAACGCGAAAGCUAUGAGUCUAAUAUCAACAAUGUCAAUGUCACCAAGACAACAUCGAUUGGCCGACUUGAAUUCCCACUUUACAAUCCACAAGAUGACCCAGGGAACGGCGACGGCAAAUGGAUGAAAAAGGUCUACCUUUACGUCGGCAAGCAUCAGCGACUCACUGGCGAAAUCAAGAAAUUGGCGAAACCGCUUGCUGUGAUUAAGAAAGCAACAAGCGAAGAUGGACUUGUCAACGACGAUGUGAAUUCUUCUUCUUCUCCCCGGCGAUCACUGUCAUCUGCCGAGGACUUGGAGAUUGUCGAUAUCGUCAAGUACAAGUUGCUCUUUAGUGCGAGACCGGAACCUGUGGGAGAAUGAAACAGCUGCAUGGGUUGUGACAUGACGCAACGACAGGUUGACUUGGUCAAGAGACUAUGGAUUGCACUGCAAGCUCAAGCCACAUCCGCCAGAGGUGCUGGACCAGGAGACUCCAUAGUGCCUCACCAUCCUCCUGAAUCCAAUCCGCCGUACAGGCCAGACAAAGCACAGAAGUUGAAUCACCCAGGAUUUUGCCGAGGGAUGGUGGCGAUUCAGCAGACUCUGUUCUUGAGAUCAAGGGGCACGGCAACUAAAGCUAAUCAAGCGACCGCUAAGCGACCGCUUUGCCAAUAGCGUGCGAUAUCAUGCUCGAAUGAAGAGCCAUUACUGACUCUGGUUCUCGUGUAGAUGCGGUCAAUCAUUUCCGUUGACAGCCAGGCUUGCUGAGUGCAGAUGCGGUGGAAGAUGAGCCGGAGGCCAGAUCAACGGUUCUGAUACCUUUGGCCCGUCUUUUUGGUACGACUCCUUGUCAAAGAGGGUGUCUCGAGGGAUGCAUCCGAGUACGCAAGAACCGAUUGCGCAACGCUGGAGAGGGUCGCUGCUCAGUCGCGGGACUCGAACACCUGGGGGCACAACAAGGAAAGCGAAGCGGCGUUUGGAAGGGUCUUUUGCCCCCAGGAGAUGGGCGAUCCAGCUCACCAUACUCGUUCCCGGUCGGCCACAUCGGCGGAGACCGAACGGCCCAAUGCAUGAAUUUAGGCUGAGACUCGUGAUACCUGUAUUUUGCGAUGGCGCGCAGAGACCUCAGAGUUGGGGGUGCCGCAGGUUGGGGGUCUUGGAGCUCUAUGGUGUUAGAGAUGGCUUGCUGACGGGACUACUAUACAGCUACAUGUAUUGGUCACAGCUUGACCUCAUUGGCGGACGUGAGGUAGUACAGUAGAGCUAGAUCGGGUACAGAGUGAACCCCCUUUUGGCCCAUCCUGACCUGACAUCUCUGAUCAAGGACUCAAUGCUCUCACCGGGUUGAAGUCAAUGAUGUGAAACUUUAACACCGCCUUCCAGGCCAUUAUGACGAACGACAGGUCGAGCCUUUGAUACCCGUUGACUUUGAAUCAAUG